Messenger RNA from Phialemonium atrogriseum, 4659 nucleotides. RefSeq lists its product as uncharacterized. NCBI's taxonomy places the organism in Eukaryota, Fungi, Ascomycota, Sordariomycetes, Cephalothecales, Cephalothecaceae. The transcript is spliced from 5 exons. The record is from RefSeq and is a predicted model, not a curated record. Gene Ontology annotation, molecular function: protein binding. The coding region runs from base 10 to 4566 and encodes 1518 amino acids.
CCGAGCGAGAUGGAACCUAUGUCGCCCGAUAUUCGUGAGGACAAUCCCCUUGGCCUUAGUAUCAUUCACAAACCUAAGCAUGGGCCGCCUUGCAUAGACAUCAUUCUUGUCCAUGGACUUGGUGGGAAGAGUCGAGAUACGUGGAAAUGCAACGACUCUCCGUUCUUUUGGCCUCGGGCAAUAUGCGACGAGGCACCCUUUCAAAUGGCUCGAAUCUGGAGUUACGGAUACUCUGCCCCUGGCUUCAAGACGUUGUCCCGCAAAUCGGUGGCCGGAAUAGGAGAUUUCGGUAUCGACCUUUUGUGUCGCUUGAGAGACGAGGGGACAGACGUACCCGUUGUGUUCGUAGCUCAUUCAAUGGGCGGUUUACUGGUUAAAGAAGCGUACGUUACCGGGUCCAAUGAUGCGGCGUAUAGCGACAUCGUCAACUCAAUAUUUGCCGUGUUCUUCCUUGGUACACCCCACAAAGGGUCAGCCGUUGCGAACAUGUUCUUGUGGGGAUCGAAGGUUGCCGGGUUCAAGGUUGAGCCGUAUCUGAAGGCCUUGAAACCAGGCUGCGAGGAACUGGAGAGAACCAACAACAAAUUCAAAAAUCUGCCUCGACAACCACGCAUUACGACCUUCUAUGAAAUGCAUAAAACCGGCCCCUGGCCGUUAGCAAUGAUUAUAGUGGACAGGGAAUCAUCGAUUCUGGGUGUUCGCGGAGAAGAGGUGGUCCCGAUGGAAAAAGACCACCGAAAUAUCGUGCGAUUUCCAAACAGGAAGGACUCCGCACUUUCAAAACUUGUGAGCCGACUGGAGCGAUGCAUCAACGACUCUGGACCUUGGAAGAAUAACGUCUGGAGGCUACGGCCAGAGGAGAAGACCCGUUUGCUCCAUGAUUGGCUUGGAACACGAGCAGCCCCGGAGGAGGACCUCUUAUUCUUUUCCGAGAAGAGUAUGCCAGGCACAUGCGAUUGGAUCAAAUCUGACCCGGAAUUCGGGGGUUUGCUGAGCGAUGCCUCCUCACAUCCGAAGUUCCUUUGGUACCAUGGCCUGCCCGGAUGUGGCAAGUCAGUCCUGGCCUCCCAGAUCGUGCAACGCAUCCAGCAUCUUCGAAAGCCUUGCCAAUACUUCUUUUUCCGGGAAGAGGACCCGUCGAAAAAUUCCGUCAUUUCCAUCAUCAAGUGUCUCGCAGUUCAAUUUGCAGCGCACUCGACGCAGUUCUACAAUCACAUCGUGGGACUUGCCUGCCGGGCAGAAAGUUUGGACCAUGUUACGGCGCAGAUGCUCUGGAGAAAGUUCUUCGUCGAUGGAAUUGCAAAACCCGAGAAUGCUUGCGAGAGCCCUAUCUACUGGGUCAUCGACGGUCUUGACAUCUGCUCGGUCAACACGUCCAAUUUGGGUUUCGAGGAACUGUCGCUCUCCUUUAUCCCGCUUAGGAUACUGGUCUUGAGCCGGUGGACACAGGUAAUUUCGACCACUCUUUGUCAACUGGGGACAACCGUGGUCAACUUGGACACCGUCCCUGCCAAGCAGAAUGCUCUGGCAUUGUUUGUUGAGACACAAAUCGGCAGAUCACACCCGCUAUUUGGCCAAAUCUUGGAGGAUGCGCAAGGGAACUUCCAGUGGGCGAGCAUAGUCAUCGAUAACCUCCUCGACUGUUACGGAGAGUUUUCUAUCGCCGAUGCAACGCGCGAAGCGGAAGUGACAUUCAACCCCCUGUGGGAGGACGUCGCAUCCAAGCUGUUUUCGCAGUGGAGAGGUGACGAACGUUUCGUUGCGAAGGGCUUCCUGACGUGGGUACUCUACGCCAGGUCCCCUCUUACGGUCAAACAGGUCUGUGAAGCUUUGGAAUAUCAAAUGCCAACGCGAUUCAAACUGAAGGACAUACCGCGGCUCUGCGAGGCGUUUGUGUUGGUCGAUAAACUAUCCCUCAUCCGUUUUCGCCACCGAAGCGCGCGAACGUUUCUCCUCGACGGAAAAGUUCAUAGGUUAUGUCCAACUCCACCGUCCGGUCAAAAAUCGCUGUUGAAGGUCUGCUUGGAAACCAUCCUCAAGGCCAAUGCGGACCAGAAGGACGUCAUUCCCGGGGACGACUCGUUCCUCAAUUACGCGAUCACGUCCUGGGAUUAUCAUCUUCGCGCCUCUGUGGAAGAAGUAGACAGGGAGACUCUGGACUCGAUUGAGCAACUGCUCACCGGAUCUGCACUUGUCGGUUUGAUUCGGUUUCUCGCAACGUUGGAUCAGCUAAGCCUGAUGGUGUCAGCUGCGACCGCCUUACAUGCUCUCCGCCUCUCCAGUCCUACGGCAUUGCGAAAGUACGACAUAAAUGGGGUUCUCGAGUCAGGGGCUGUAGAGUUGACGAGGAUUUUCGGGAAGUUUGGGAGUCAACUCCGCCGACACCCCAGCGCUAUCUACGACGUUGUGCCGCCAUUCUGUCCCAAGUCGUCCUAUGUGCGCACUCAAUACCUUCUUCGCCGGCACCGGCACCGUCCCUUUUGGAUUGAUGUGAAAGGCACAUUGCCCAAAACCUGGGACGAUACACUAGCCCGGCUCACAGCGCCGAGGCCGCCCUUAGAGGUUCUCUGCACGAGCCGCUGUAUUGCGAUCUCUUCGGCCUCCUUAGGCGGCUAUGUCACAAUAAUCUCCGCCUCUACGCUAUCGGCGAUCAAGACAAUUUCUCACGGAGAGGUUAUCCAGAUGAUGCGGUUCAGCAAUUCGGGCAACAUGCUUGCAACCUACGGAUACACAACGAUCAAGGUCUGGCAGAUUGACACCUCCCUAUCCCCGUGGAUCUUUGAGGCACCGCCAAUGGUACAGAUACUGGACAUGGCAUUUCAGCAAGAUGAUAUGGGAAUUCUGGCGUGUGGUAAAAACGGUGAUAUCUGGAAAUUUCCCCUCCUGGAAUCAACAAAAUCCGGCAGGAUCUUUGACUCUUUACUCGUUGAAACCGACAACGGGCUUCUACAGCCGCCAAAUUGUGCUGCUUUCAAUCCAGACACCACUCAGAUUGCUGCCUCUUUUGGGGGUCUCCGAGUGUCCACGUGGAAGAUCUCACCGGGUGGACUGUUUGGACAGACCGACAAGCCAGCAGAGGAUCAUGGAGAGGAGCCGCAGGCCGGCAUUAGGAAUAUCCACUGGACAUCAGAUUCCGAGACCAUUAUACUGGUCCGAAAGAACGGAUCUGUUUGGACUUGGUACCCUCGCCGUCAAGUUGAGAGUCUGUUCAUCCGCCUCGGUGUGGCUCUCAUCUCGACAAGUUCAACGAGGCCGCUCCUACUCUCUAGCGAUGAGCAAGGACGAUUGGAAAUUUGGGACACUGGCGGCCUCUCACUUAUUCAUAGCAAGGAUUUUGGGGAGAAGAUGAGGGGCUUGGCACUCUGCCCCAAUGGAAAGAGGAUAUACGUGCUUCGAGAGAGGUCGUGUGAUGUUUGGGAACCCGAUCGGCUUUUCAGGCUCGCAAUGGGCGAUGAUCUAUUCACUACCGCAAGGGUCGAUGCUGCGCCCUCGGUCGAAGAUUGGCCUUGUCAACCAAACGUGAGCGGCAUUCCAAUCAGAGGACUUGCCGUUGGUUCUCGAUCGCUCAUUCAUUGCUCGGCUCAUUCCGGUGGCGACCUCAAGGUUUUCGGUCCAACUGGCAACCUGGUCUACGGACUUGAGGCUUCUUAUACGAAUACCGUCACUCAGAUGGCAUGGAGCAGCAAUGAAACGUAUUUAGCAGUGUCCGACGUUUCUUAUAAGGUUAGAAUUUUCGAGAUUUGCCUCGAGGACAGAGGACAGAUCGUAAUUGCUGAGGUAAAGCUACAGGACCCGAUUCACCAACUCCUGUUCAGUGAAGACGACGGGUCACUUCUCAUCGUCUCCGAACAUUCAACUAGGACAUGGCGAUUCAGGGAACGCUGUGAACCGGAGACCCGCAGCAAUAUCAGCGGGCCCUGUCAUUGGAGCAACCAUCCCCUCAAACCAGGUUCUUUGUUGAGAAUUUCUCUAGGAACCAUCGAUGUUCUCGACUGGCAGGACCUGCGCCGACUCUAUAGUUUCGAGAUUCAGAUUCCGGACGCGAGCGGCGUAUUCGUGGGCACAGUCGCUGCGCUUGGGUCUCAUCGAGUCAUCAAAACAUAUCCCUCUCAGGAUCGCUCACGCAUCCUUAUUCACACUACCUCAUUGGGCACCUCGAGGGACUUUGACCUUCUCUCCAUCCGGAUCGCUGAUCUCCAGACGACGCCCGAUGAGGUUCCGGCGAGGAUAAAGGCGACAAAGUAUCCGCAGCAGCUUUUGAGUAGGAUCAGAAGAACCUUGGGCCUGAUUGACGGGCCUAAAUACGGUAUAACGACUGGCAUAUCGCCCACCCUACUCGCCUUCAUUGACCAGAACGGGUGGAUAUGCAGCUGCAGCGAAGAGGGGACUUUGCGUGAACAUUUCUUCCUUCCUCUCGACUGGUUGGACUCGGACUCGCUGGAUUUAGCGCAACUGGGAAAGGAUGGGACUCUCUUCCUCCCCAAGGACGGGGCGGUAGGAGUGAUUACGAAUGGCUUUCGUAAUGUUUUGUCGCAGGAGGACCACGGUAAUUUGCAAUCAAUAUGAGAUUUGGCACUGCUGCGUAGUCAAAAUGCGAGAAGCGAGGCUAUAGGCUGCUCGCCUUUCGAGGUAAUGAAGCCUAUCAUCGCAAAGCGUGGG